Messenger RNA from Penaeus indicus, 8033 nucleotides. RefSeq names its product mucin-2-like. NCBI's taxonomy places the organism in Eukaryota, Metazoa, Arthropoda, Malacostraca, Decapoda, Penaeidae. Bases 16 to 6882 code for a protein of 2288 amino acids. The record is from RefSeq and is a predicted model, not a curated record. The transcript has 4 exons.
UGAGUAAUCCAGGACAUGCCUCUGCGGUCACGUAAUUGGAUGGCGCCAGCCGUAGAGCUCGAGGGCGAGCGGCGCUGGACGGCGGCAGUCGGCGUCGAGAAACCUAUCGCGAUGGGAGACAACGUCAGCAAGGAGGAACUCGGGGGCGACCUGGCGGGGGCGCAGCGGGACAACGGGUUCGAGAAUGAAGACGAGGAGGAGGACCUUAGUUCGGAGGAGGCUGACGAGGAGGCGCACGAUCACGAAGCCUCCGCCUCAUCGGAGGACACCCAGCCGGCCUUGCCCUACCCCGGCGUCGCCAGUGGGAAGGGGAGUGAGAGGGAAGCGGCGGGGAAGGAAAGUAGCGCCUCCGGAUCAGACAGAAGCGAUUCCGAAAGUGAGGAAGACGGAAGUGCGUUCGGCGAAGAGGGCCGUUCGGCGGGCAGUGAAAGGGCUGCUUCGAAAGAGUCGGACGACGACGCAGAGACGGUUGAGAAGGAAAUUCGUUCCUCGGAGACUGUUAGCGAUGUGAACGGAAAUUCCACAGACGCCGAGGAUGAUGGACAAAUAACAGAGGUUAGAAAAGCAAUAUCGCAAAUCCAUGAAUCCAAACGCAAGCAUGAAGAUUAUGAGAGUAGUGACAAAAAAGAGGUUGUGUCCGAAUCAGUCGCAGAGCCGAUAGAAACAGUAGAGGAGGAGCACAGUAGCCCAAAAGGAGAAGAAAUGGCAGAUAUAUCAGAUAACACUGCACCUGAUUUACUAGAAUCGGCGCACAAAGAGGAAGAUGGGUCGGAAACUGUCGAGGGAAAAGGCGAAAAGGAAGGUGGUUCGCGCAAUGUUCAAGAGAGAGCCGGAGAGGCAGCCGUGUCGGAAUGCGGGUUUUCUGAUUCAGCGAUGAAACACUUGACCGCGGAGGUCGAGCCAGACGGAGACGCCGUCCUGAUUGCACAUGCACACAAAGAGAGUGCAGAGCCUCCUGAAGGGGCAGGUACUUUUACUCUGCAAGUGGAGGGUUUCGGGCGUGAAAGACAGAACUCCUUCGUCGAAGAGACUGUCGAAGAAGUUAUCAGGAAAAGCCUAGAGAGUGUUAGCGCUUUAGAAAUCGUUAAGAUAGAGCCAGAUCUUUCUCUUGUGACGGCUCAUGCUUCCGGAGGCGCUGUUGUUGAGGGCAAAGACGUAGAGGUGAAGGGUACCAGCAGGUCGGGGGAAACUGCUGAGGAAACGGAGGGAUUUGCACACGUCGGGGCGCUGGCGAACAUCAGAAAGGAGUCACCGGCAGGGAAAGAAGAAUCUGGCGGGCAAGAGCAUGGUAAAUCAAAGCAGGAAGAAGCUGCAGGUCCUGAGGCCGAUACAGUUGCAAAUGCGGAUGCUGGAAAGUGUCCAGAAAUAACAGUGGAGGGCAUUGGCUCCUCGCCAAAAAUGGGAGGUGAUCUCGAGACUUUCCUGGUUCAUGCAGACAUGUGCGAGUCAGUUUAUUACGACCGGAACGAAGCUGAGCCAGAAACUUGUCCUGAACCGGUCACUUCCUCAGUUGCAGACACCGCGGAGCGCCAGAAAGAAGCACUUGUGUCAGACGCCAUGGAAACCGUAACGCAGACACCACAAGCUGAGGGGACGUCGAGAGCAGCAGGGGCUGAAGAUGGGCAGCAGGCGCCGGGCAUCGAGAUCAGUCCACCCCCGGAUGUGGAAGUUUCGAGUGUCAUUGCGUCCAGUGAUUUAGAACAGGAAAGGGAUGAAGUGGAGGACGGCUUCUGUGGUGACAGUGCUGGCUCUUCAAAGGACACGGUGGAGGAGGCCGAAGCAGACACGGUCUCGGAUGUAAAGAAAGAACAGCCUGAGGACGUCACGGUCGAUGAAAGUGAUGAGGCAGGGACUUCUGAAAGCGUUUCAUAUACUGAAGGUGAAGCAGAAUUGUCCGUUGCAAGUGAUAUUGAAUCGCGAAGCGCCAUGAGCGAGGUAGAGGGGGUAAACAGUUCUACUUCCGAAAGUGGUAUUGAUAAAGCAGAGGUUGAAACAGGCGAAUCUGAAGCUCAGUUCCCUGCAACAAACGUAACUGUCACUGAGACGGUUGAAGCCGAAGCAGUUGUUGUUAAAGUCAUUACAGCAGAAAGUGCUGACGGCGUUUCAGAGGAGCGUGCAACAAAAUCUGCAGCUGAAGUUACUGACGAUGAAUCGGGCAUGCAAGUGAUAGAAAAAAGCCGGGUUUCCGAAAAUGAAGCUAAGACAGUAGUUAUCACUGAGAGUGACGAAAGUGCAAUACAAAAAUGUGUAUCCACAGAAAGCAAUGAAGAUGAUUCCGAAUUGAGUGUAUCAGAUACUACAAUAGAUGGCGUGGUAAGCGAAGCAGAAGUGUCAGCUAUACUUGAAAGUGCCCAGGGAGAAACAGAAAAGCUGGAUACAACAGAAAGUACUGAGGAAGAAACUGAACUCUCUAUUACGACAGAGGAAAAAACCGAUGAGCAAGUCUUAGCAGAGGUCCUUGAGAGCAGAGCCGAAGACGCUGCCGCAUCAGAAAGUAUCGAGGAUGAAGCAGAGCCUUCUACAACAGCAAGUAGUGAGGCUGCUUCACCUGCGGGCACAGAAGUGCGUGAGGAAGAAACAGAACUGUUAGUUACAACAGAACGUACGGACAAACAAAUACCUGUAGGGGAUGAAGAUGAAUUAUCUGGCGCAACAGACAGUGUCGGAGAAGAAACGAAGGAAUCUGUUAAUUUACAAAAAGAAAACGCAGUUGCCAUAGAAAUUAGUAAGACUGAAUCAGAAACGCCCGGUCCGUCAGAUAGUACUCUAAUAGAAAAGACAGAGGACGACAGUGAAGUACAAGAGACUGAUGUUACAGAAGAGGUGACAGAGGACGAGUGCGAGAGUGUGACAGACGUUACAACAAAAAGCACUGAUGAUGAGAUAGAAGUCCCAAUUAAAACAGAGAGCACUCAAGAAGAAAUUUCUCCGGAAAUCGUGAACGAGGAAGCAGAGGCGCCUGUACCUGGAGAAACAGAACAAUUUUUAUCAGAAGUUCCCAUGUUGAAGGAAACGAUUGAGAGUGAAACGGGAGCACAAGUCACAGCAGAAGGCACGGAAGAAAAAGCAGAAUUACUUGUAACAGAAAUCAGGAGUUUGGGAAAUAAUGAAGAGAACGUUCCGUUAGAGGACUCUGUUACGGCAAACACCGUCGAGAGUGAGAUACAGGCACAACCUCCCGGGGCGGGCGCUCCGGUAGUUGAAGUAUCUGUUGAAGAGAACGAGGAGGAUGUGUCAACAGAGGAGCUUCUUUCAUCCGGAAGUAUUAGGAGUGAAUUGGGAGGAACGACGAGAACAGAAGGUACGGAAGAAGAAUCGGUUACAACAGAAAGUUAUGAGGAAAUAGAAAAAGAGAUCCCGUGUGUAACAGAUGUUGAGAAGGGUGUCCCGCGUGAAACGGAUAGCGUGCAGGAUGAAACAGAAGUCCCUGCAGGAUACGUCAGGGAAAUCCCUGAAAUAAUUGUUGAAUUAGAAAGUACCGAGGAAUCGUCAGAAAUUUCUGCCCAGACUAGUACUGAGGAUUCAUCAGAAAUUUCUCGUGCAUCAGAGAGCGGCGAGGAAGUAUCAGAAACAUCUGUUGCAACGGAAAGUGCAGAGGAUGUUUCAGAAAUAUCGGUUGCUACAGAAAGUGCAGAGGAUGUAUCAGAAAUAUCUGUUGCAACGGAAAGUGCAGAAAUAUUUGUUGCAACAGAAAGUGCAGGGGAGGUAUCAGAAAUAUCUGUCACUACAGACAGCGCUGAGGAAGUUUCAGAACUCUCAGGACCAUCAGAAAGCGCCGAAGAAACGUCAGAAAUGUCUGUAGUAUCAGAAAGCCUCGAAGGAAUAUCAGAAUUGUCAGUUAUAUUAGAAAGCACCGAGGAGCCUUCGGAAGUGUCUCAGGCAGCGGAGAGUGUCGAAGGAACGACAGAGGCCUCAGUUGCAGAUGCAACAAAGAGCGUCGAAGGAAUGGUAGAGGCCUCCGUUGCACCAGAAAGCAUCGAGGAGACAGCAGCUGCAACAGAGAGCGCCAAGGUCGUGCUAGAGAGCAAAGAGCAUGAGGCUGAGGUGUGUGCGACAGGGAAGGGUGCCGAGGGAGAGUCAGAAUUACCUGUUGCAGCCGAAGGAAUUUGUGAGCAGGGGGAGGAAAAAUCGCGGUCGGAAGUCGGGGAUCAAGUCCAUGCGAAAGCGUCGUUACCCAGCGUUGAUGCAGCAUUGGCAGAAUUGGACAGCAUCCCAGACGGAGUUUGUGAGGCAGGAGACGUAGAAGAGGAGGAAGAGGACGAGGAGGAGUGGUCAUACUUCCGCAUGGAGCCACAGACACAGCCACAGGGUGAAGAUGUUCUUGUUCCUGGUGGUCCAACAGCUCCUGUAGCUGCUCCUAGUGAAGCCCCUCAGAGUGUUGAUGCAGUGAUUGAUGGUGAGGGCAUUGUAGCAGUAGCCCCGAAGUCACCAUCUCAUGAAGAUUUGCUCACCAGUCCUAUGGAAGCUGCCCCUCAGGACCAGGUCAUAGGAGAGGUGUAUUCAGAGAAAAUUCCUUCUCCACAAGAGGCUGAUCAACCACCUGUUAUGGAAAAUCCCCCUGAUAUUCUUCAAGCUGGUGUAGAUGAGGGAACAUUUGGGUUUGAAAGCUCUGCAAGGACUCUCGAUCUGAUGCAAACCUCUAUGGACAAAGUUCCAGAUCUGAUGGAAGGUAACUUCGAGCAGCCAUCCAGUCCUCAUGGUUCAGUGAGUCCUCGUGUCCCUGGAAGCCCAAGGUCUGUUGAAGGUUUUGUAACAUCUGUCGAACUCAACACACCUGAGGAGAACUUCGGCACAAACUUUGCCAUCAACCAAAAUCAGGACUCACUUACAAGUGCAAUGGAGCAGCCAUCGGGUCCAUUCAGUGUGUAUGUAAGCUCCUCACCUGAGCCUAGCAGCUUGGAGCCUUCACUGCAAGCACCUGUAGACCUUGUGAACUUCAGUGGUGUUGCAAAUGGACAGGUUGAGGAAGAAUCCUCUCAGGUGGCCCAGGACUCACCUGUAGAAAUUGUCCAUGCGCAGUCAACUGUUGAGGUGGUUGCACCUCCAUCCCCAGUUGAUAUUGCUGGUCCUGAAACACAGUUCAUCAUUCCUGAACAUGAGACAGGUCAGGCAAAUACAGAUAUGCAGCAGCCAUCAGAUAUUACCUUUGUGCCAGAAAAAGCUGUGGAACCAGUGGCAGAGGUACCUGUGUCAGUGUUUGUUGAUGAAAGCACUCCUGUUUCUGAGCCAGACACUGCAGAUCUCCUUGGACAGGAAGUUGUUUCUCCUACUGUAGAAUCACCACUAACCCCAGUGGAGUCCUCACCUGCCCCAGUUGAAGAACUUAUCAGUCCAGUUGAGUAUACCCCGGCGCAAGAAGAGCCCACACCUGCUCCAGUCGAGCCUACACCUGCUCCAGUCGAGCCUACACCUGCUCCAGUCGAGCCCACACCUGUUCCAGUUGAACCCACACCUGCUCCAGUCGAGCCUACACCAGCUCCAGUCGAGCCCACACCUGCUCCGGUCGAGCCCACACCUGCUCCGGUCGAGCCCACACCUGCUCCGGUCGAACCCACACCUGCUCCAGUCGAACCCACACCAGCUCCAGUUGAGCCUACACCAGCUCCAGUCGAACCUACACCUGCUCCUGUUGAAUCCACGCCAACUCCAGUUGAAGCUACACCCACAUCAGAGAAAGUGGAAACUCCAGCACCAGCUGCAGCAGUUCCUGCAAAGGCAGCAGUUAAAACUGUUAAAGAAGGAGCUCCUACACCUAAAGCAAGGACUCCUGCUAAAACCACAAAAGCUCCAGCUACAAAAGCCACACCAGACAAGAAGCCAACUCCUGGUAGGGCCACACCAGCCAGACCAACACCUGGAAAAGCCACACCCACUAGGACUCCCAUCUCUAAGACUCCAACUCCCAAAGCUACAGAGAAAACUGCUUCACCAAAGCCUUUACCAAGAGUGGCCCCCACCAAGCCUGCUGCAGAUAAACCCACUGCCACCAAACCAGGAACAGCAAGGCCUGCUUCUGCCAAACCAACUGCCACACGACCAGCAACUGGCACUGCUGGUACUACAAGGCCAACAGCCACCAGGCCACUUGCCAAAAAGCCAGCUGAAAAACCAGCAGCAACCACCAGCACCACCACAAAAGCCCCAGCCACCCGACCAACAACAGGUGCACCCAGGCCAGGUUCUGCACGUCCAGCUCCUGCUGCUAGAACUACCACAACAUCCACUGUUAAGAAGACAGCUCCCACCAAGACUGCAGAUAAGCCUGAUGCUGGUAAACUAGUUAAUGGGUCUGCCACAAGGACAACGACAACUACACGUAGACCUUUAACACAAACAGCAACCAAGACUUCAACCACACGCCCAGCUGCUGAAAAAGAGACCAAGAACACAACAAACCGAAUCCUUUCCACAACUCGACCUGCCUCUAAGCCAGGAACUACUGCCACCACUCGACCCACUGUCAGUAGAACAGCAGCAGCAGCCAGGUCAUCAACAACUGAAAGCAAGACCACGUCACGUGUGGAUGCCACCAAGGCUAGAACAUCUACUACAACAAAAUCUGCUGCAACCAAGACUGCAGGAGUUGCAGUGAAAAAGACCUUGGUCACCAAAACUAAAACUGCUGGAACCAAGACAGCAGCAACUAAAGCAGAAAAAUCUGAAGCAGCAGUCCUAGAGACCAGUGAGCCUGUAGUGAAUGGGGAAAACAAGAUUGCUGAUGAGGAAACUAGCGUAGAAGUGAUUGAGAAGUGUGCUGUAGAAGACAUCAUGAAGGCAUCAUCAGAGAAGGUCAUCACAGAAAGCUCCCAGACCAUGACAACCUCUGAACAAGUGGUAGUGACAACUGAAACCACAGAAGUGAUAGUAAAUGGAGAUCAUUGAGAGAGGUGUUGCUGAAAAAUGCAUAAACAUUUUUGAAAUGUUACAUUUGAGUUACUUUUUUGACAUUUUGCAUUUUCAGUCUUAGGGUCCAAGUGUGUCUUAAUUUGACAAUGUGAGAGAUGUGCUAGUCUGAUUGAUUGCUCCAGUGACAUUGAUAGUCAGGCUUAUGGUGAAGUUCGACUAUAUUUGGAUCCUAGCUUAUGUAUAGUCACCCAAAUGCUAAUAUUAGGAGCUGAUAUUCUUGCUUAACUAAUAAAUGUACAUUACAUGAACGUACAAUGGUAAGGACUGUCUUACUUAUGGUUCCGAAGAGUUUGAUAUAAUCUACCAUUCACAUUAGUUAAGGAAAUCGAUAUUUCUUCUUUAAUUUUUUAUUUAUUUUUUAUUACAUUCUUGAGAGCUGUAACUUUUUGGACUUGAGUGAUGAAACUUGAUUAUGCCUAGGUGCAUUGAUGUCCAUAAUAUUUAGAUCAUAAGAUAUGUAAUUCAUGCAGUUCACAAUAUAUUUCAUUAAAAUAAUACAGAAAAAAAAGAAAGCUUUAAGUUAAAAGUUAAUAUUUGUAAAUAGCCAUCAAAAUAUUAAUGUGAGGUGCUAGUUUUCCCUUGUUGCAUUCCGGUAUUUCCACUGCUUCAGACUUUUGUACUUGGCCCCAUGCCCACUCAGGCUUGUAGCAACAAGUCAAUUAAGGCACCAGUUUUAUAUAUAACUAAUAGUAAUGUAAUUACAGAUACCAUUGUAAAGCUUUUUGUCACUGUGGUUAGGAACAUGGAUGUGAUCAGUGUGGAUACAAGGCAUAUGUUCAAAAAAAAAAAUAUAUAAAGCGGUUGCUGAUUAUGAAGUGCCUUUUUUCCAAGACUUCUCCAUUCCAUAUUGCUAAAUAAACAAUACUUUUCUUUUUUAUAUGGAAUUACAAUUUUUCAAUCCCCAGGCAUUACUUAUUUAUUGAAUGUUGGAAGUGAAACCUCAAAAUUAAGUUUCUUUUCCAAAUUCCGGCAGUUGUUUCUGAAGAAAUUCUCACCAGUGCCCAGUUAAGAGGAAUGUAUAUUUCAUUUGCUUCCUAUAUUAUUGUGAUGUGUCAUUGGUUCCGCACAAGCCUGUGUAAAGUGUAUCAACUAUUGUAUUCAAAUAAGUAAUAAAGGAUAAUAUACAA